AUGUCCAACUCCUAUUCACCCGCUGCCGCUCUGGGUGAUGGUAGUACAGCUCCUUCUGAGCAGCAGGCCGACCUAGCAACCAUACCUGCCCUACCCCGGAGUAUCGUCAGUCCUCCAAGCAGCAAUCGCAAGCUGAGCUUUACCAACGCGGCUGGUAAAGAUCCUCUCCUUCGGCCAUCCACACCCGCUUCGCCGUCUCCCAUCGGACCCGCGUCACCCAACCGAGGCGGCCAAGCUGGCUCGUUGGGCAAUCUUCGUGAAGCGUUGGAAACGCACUCGCCCGUUUCAUCGCCCUCAUACCGAGCCAGGCGAUCUCUUUCGGGAAGCCGCACUGCAUCAGGUAUGGCUACCCCAUCGCAGACUCGUGCUGGUCCUCCUGGCAACAUCAGCAUCCCGCCAGCACCUGCCUUCCGAGCGUCUGGUGCAGACUCUCCAGCGACGAAGCGAGCGAGCACGUCGGAGAGCAUCAAUAAGCAGAGCAAUGAUAGCGAGUUCUCUUCGGCCAGCAACGCAGAACGCGCCAGAGCGAUGAGUUUCAAACGUCCUCGGUCUCAAACUCCUCGCUCUCUGCUCAACCGUGCGAGCCUGGGCGUGUUUGGUGGCGACGCGUCCGACGCUGGCGCCUCAGGUCUUGGAGCACCAGGCAGCCAAGGGAACAAUCCUCGAUGGAGACGUUUGCGCACCACUUCGCGCGCCGCUGGAGGAGGUGGCGGCGGCGGCGAUGAUUCGGGAUGGUCUAGGUUAGAUCCCAAACUGCCUCAGCUCUUGCCUGCCCCAGCUUCUCCUUCCUCCUCUCCUAUUCCCACUGUGCCAUUCGUCGUGCUCUGCCUUGUCUGCUUUGGAGAGUUCAGCUCGGCGGGGGUGGCUGGUCCAUUCUUGUUCUUCCAGAUCGAAGACUUUGGCGUGGGCAAGGAAGAUGAGAGCGCCGUUGGCUUCUGGGCGGGUAUCGUCUGUGAGUUGAAGGCGUCAGCCUGUUUCGCAGCUUCAGCCUUCUUCUCAGUCCGUCUGACGUCUUUGCUCGACCUGCGCAGCUGCAUGCUUCUUCUUUGCUCAAUUCCUCACAUCUUUGCUGUGGGCUUCCAUCGCCACAGCGCACGGCAGACGUAUCGUGCUCCUCGUCUCUCUCGUCGGGAACGCAACAUCGCUUGUCCUCUUUGGCAUGAGCACUAAUCUGCGCAUGGCCAUCGCUGUGAGGAUGGCUCAGGGUCUGUUCAAUGGCGCUGUGGGCGUCGCAAAAGGAGCCGUGAGAGAUUUGUGCGACGAGAGCAAUGAAGCUCGUGCUAUGGGUAUGCUCGGCUUCUGGUGGGGAAUGGGUGGUAUUGUUGGGUGAGUUGAUGGCGCUUCACAUAAUAUCAGAGUGUGGGUCACUCGCUGAAACGAUUAGGCGUUCCCUCCUAUUCAGUCCGAUUCUUGGCGGCCUCCUGGAGCACCCCGCAGACAAAUAUCCCAGCAUCUUUGGCUCUUCUGUGUUCUUAAAGGAGAACCCUUACGUCUUGCCCUGCAUCGUCGCUGCCAUGUUCACCGCAUCCGGUGCUUUCCUCACGCUCUUCAUCGGCCCGGAUGGCGGCCCGCGGGAAGGUCAGAUUCGGCUGGAGAAGAGUCAAGAGGAUGGUGAUGCUAGCAUCGUUGCCUCUCCCGGUCCGGCUCACUCCAAUGUCCGUGCGUCUGGAAGUUGGGGAAGAGCUGCCGGACAGCGAAUCAGCGGCUAUUUUGGCAAUGCUCGGCCCGGUCAAACGGACGUGUCGCUCAGUCGGACAAAGACGUCAGAUUCGUCUGCGCUGCCAAGGACUUUUACACAACAGGUUGAUGAUGAAACAGGUGGUCCUCCUUCACCACCUGUGGAUGCGGAUGAGGAGGACGAAACAAACGACACGAUGCUCUCGCAUGAUGAUGGUGCUUCUGGCUUCGAUCGGCGGUCUGUAUCUGGUCCUCACGUCAGGCGUCUGAGCCGCACGACUGCUAGACAACGAGGGUUGGGAGGCGGUUCUGCAUACGGCUACGAUCGACGAUUUAGUCGCAACAGCACCCACACUUCUGCGACCGCUGCACCUCUUGGGCAGCCCACAUUGCGCCCUCGGGGGCCAGGAAGCAUCAGCACAGUCAACCAAUACGCUCCAGACUUUGAGGAGAUCGGUGCACCGCCUCGGCCUCUCACAUGGGCGCAGCGCUUCUUGCUAGCCAACGACGAUGCGGUUCACAGUAUCACCGAUCUUUGGGUCGCCGCUGCGAACGCUGUCGAAGAGUACGCAGAGGUGUUUGAGGAUGACGAGUAUAUGAAUGAUGGGGAGGAAGACUUCCCCACAGACAGCCACGCUGCUUCUUCCAGCGACGACGACACAGUGCGGGAAGCAGAAGACGACGCGCUGGGGUACGGGGAUACGCCCGCUGCAGAAGAACCACCGUCCCACUUGCCUCCUCUGCAUUUUGCCAACAUGCAACGCCGUAUGACCAGAACGCGUAGCACCGAGGCCAGCGGCCGACGUCAAUCUGGGCUCUACGCUAACAUCGGAGUGGAGAGCCCGCUUCUUUCACCUGUCGGAAAUUUGCCUACUUCGCCGCAGCCGCUGGCUUACGAGAGAACAGCAUUCGAUCCUACCUUGGCCGGCAUACCUGAAAGCGCUCGAAACAGCAUGCAUGUCGGGCAGAGUCGUCUUCCUUUGGCAUCGGAUCGCGCGUCUCAGGCAGGUGGUCGUCGCGGAGCAUCUUUGGCAAGGAUUGAAAGCGCUAGCGUGGUGGAGAGUGCGAUAGCGAAGGUCUCGCUCGAUCGCACGCCUCCUCCAAGCUUAUGGAGCCAGCUCCCACUCGUCUUCAUUGGCCAUUACGCACUGCUGUCGUUCCAUUCUUCCACCUUUGAACAAGUCUUUAUGGCCUUCCUCGUCACGCCGUAUCCUUCAGGAGGACUUGGACUGACUGCGGCUCACUUUGCUGAGCUGAUCGCCGCAAUGAUGAUUGCCCAGGUAGUUUUCCAGUUCUACCUCUAUCCCAAUGUGGUGAGUGGGGCGCUCAGUCCAUGGCAAAUAGCGCUUUCCCAGCAUGAGCUGACGAAUACUGUUUCGAUUGUAGGGGCCACCGGGUGGCAAGCUGAGCCACUUGGCAAUGCUCAGGCUUGGCACCUCGAUGUACAUUGUCGUGUACAGCUUGUUCCCCUUACUUCGCUACUUCAUCCGGGACGACGAUGCCCUCGUGAUGACGGGCAUGGUGCUCUUCGCAGCGCUCAGAUGGGCCGCUAAUAUCUGCGCCUUCACCGCCGUCGCGGUUCUGAUGAAUGCUCUUUGCCCACCUCAGUACCUUGCACUUGCCAACGGGCUUGCUCAAACGUGCUCGAGCGCAUGCAGAACCAUCGGACCGAUCAUUGGAGGUUACUUGGCCGCCAAAGGCAUCGAAGGCGGCUUUGAAAAUCACGUGUGGCCAUUCAACUACUACCUCGGCUUCCACACCGUCGGACUGCUCGGUUUCGCAGGCUUUUUGCACUGCACUCUUUUCAUCAGGUGA
This is a messenger RNA of Ceraceosorus bombacis, 3492 nucleotides long. The record is from the annotation of a GenBank genome assembly. NCBI's taxonomy places the organism in Eukaryota, Fungi, Basidiomycota, Exobasidiomycetes, Ceraceosorales, Ceraceosoraceae.